UGCGCUACUUCCUUAUUUUCAGUCUGUUCGCUCAGAAGAGUCACGUAGCUUUGAAGUGGAUGUAUAAAAAAUGAAAUGGCCGAAAAAACGACCUUAAUUUUUCUGAUUCUAGUAGGAAUACAAGAGUCUACAGCAGUGAUCCACUCUCUGAAGUAUUUCUAUACGGCAUCUUCAGGAAUACCAAACUUCCCAACAUAUGUCUCUGUUGGGUUGGUGGAUGAUGUUCAGUUAAGUUACUGUGACAGCAACAUCAACAGAACCAUUCCUAAACAGGAUUGGAUGAAUAAAGUGAGUUCAGAACAUCCAGAUUACUGGGAGGAGGAAACAGAAACAUGUCUGGUUAAACAGCACAUCCUCAAGGAAAACCUAGAAAUUGCCAAGCAACGUUUCAGCCAGACUGAAGGAGUUCAUGUCUUUCAGCAGAUGUAUGGCUGUGAGUGGGAUGAUGAGACUUCACAGAUCAAAGGUUAUGAUCAGUUUGGUUAUGAUGGAGAAGAUUUUAUUGCCCUGGACCCACAGAAACAUCAUUGGAUCUCUCCAAAAUCAGAAGCUGUCAGCACCAUACAAAAGUGGGAUCAUGAUAGAAAAGCUGUAGAACAUGAGAAGAUCUACUUAACUCAGACUUGUGUUGAGUGGCUGAAGAAAUAUGUGAACUAUGGGAGAAACUCCCUGAUGAAAACAGAUCGUCCAUCAGUGUUUCUCCUCCAGAAGAAUCCAUCCUCUCCAGUCAGCUGCUUUGCUUCAGGUUUUUACCCCAACAGAGCUGAAAUGUUCUGGAGGAAAAAUGGAGAGGAGAUUUAUGAUGGUGUGGAGAAAGGAGAGAUUCUCUCUAACAACGAUGGGACCUUCCAGAUGAAUGUUGACAUCGAUCUGUCAUCUGUUCCAACUGAAGACUGGAACAAGUAUGAAUGUGUGUUUCAGCUCUCUGGAGUCAAAGAAGAUCUUGUCACCAGACUGGAUAAAAGCAAAAUCAAGACCAAUGACGUGACCCAUUCUCUGAAGUUUUUCUACACUGCAUCUUCUCAAGUCCCAAACUUCCCAGAGUUUGUGGUUGUUGCGUUGGUUGAUGAUGUUCAGAUGGUUUACUAUGACAGCAACACACAGAAAGCUAUACCAAAACAGGACUGGGUGAAUGAUGCAGUAGAUCCACAGUACUGGGAGAGGAACACUGGAAUCUUUCAGGGUACCCAGCAGGCCUUCAAAGCCAACAUUGAAAUUGCAAAGCAGCGCUUCAACCAAACUGGAGGUGUUCACAUUUUCCAGUGGAUGUGCGGCUGUGAGUUUGAUGAUGAGACUCAACAGGUCACUGGCUAUGAUCAGUAUGGCUACGAUGGGGAAGACUUCAUAACAUGGAACAUGGGGACAAACACAUAUAUUGCUCCAAAACAACAGGCUGUAAUUACUCAAAACAAAUGGAACAGUAACAAAGCUGAGCUGGAGUACAGAAAGAAUUACCUCAACCAGAUUUGUCCUGAAUGGCUGAAGAAAUAUGUCAACUAUGGGAGAAACUCUCUGAUGAGAACAGAUCGUCCCUCAGUUUCUCUCCUCCAGAAAUCUUCAUCCUCUCCAGUCAGCUGCUUCGCUUCAGGUUUCUAUCCUAACAGAGCUGAAAUGUUCUGGAGGAAAGAUGGAGAGGAGAUUCAUGAUGGAGUGGAGAAAGGAGAGAUCAAGCCCAACAAUGACGGGACCUUCCAGAUGAAUGUUAACAUCGAUCUGUCAUCUGUCCCAACUGGAGACUGGAACAAGUAUGAAUGUGUGUUUCAGCUCUCUGGUGUCAAAGACAUCACCAAUAGACUGGAGAAAACAGGAAUCUUGACCAAUGAACCAAAAACCAAAGAUCUGACCAUCGCUUUUGUUGUUUUGGCUUUGCUUGGUGUUUUUGGUGUCCUUGGUCUCAUUGGUGGAUGUGGAUUCAUUCUUUACAAGAAGUAUAAAGAUGCUCAAAAUACCAAGUCUUCAACAUCAUCUUUAUCUAGUGACAAAUCAAACAACAGCAAGGACAGUGCCUCAUCAGAUGAACCACUCAUUCAAUGCAAAAGGAGAACCACCAACUGAGGACCUUGGACACCAAUAUUCAAAUGCACCAAAAUCAGUCUUUUUUGAGCAUCUUCAUUUGGUCAAAGCAUCAGUUGUACAUAUUUCUGAAACGUUUUAGAUCUUUUGGCCUUUAUAUUCAAAUAUUAUUUAUGUCUUUAAGAGGUUUUGAAAAAUAACUAUCGCUAUUGCUUUUUGAUUUUUAACUGUAACAAGGAAAAUCUUUGCCAGAGGAAGGACUUGGUGGUUUUAUUUUAGUUUGAAAAUGUUUGUUUAAACAGUCAGGAUAAAACAUAAUCUGCAUCAUAUAUUUGGGGUAAAUGCUUGUCAGUUCAUAAACUUGGCUAAUUUGUAUUUGUUUUACAUUAGUUUACCUUUUGACUUAAUGUUUUUGUUGUUAUUUUUAAUUGUGAUAUUGAAUGGGGAUAAGGCUUAGUUUUUGGUGAGUUUCUUUCUUUUUGGGUGUUAAUUAGUUUUGUUUUCUGUAACUUGAAUUCAAAAUGUUAAAAAUCUUGAGUAAAGAUAAUAAAGUUGUCAGGGGUUUAGCUUGUG
Messenger RNA from Gambusia affinis (western mosquitofish), 2586 nucleotides. RefSeq names its product HLA class I histocompatibility antigen, A alpha chain-like. Gene Ontology annotation, cellular component: external side of plasma membrane. Gene Ontology annotation, biological process: immune response. The coding region runs from base 76 to 2055 and encodes 659 amino acids. The transcript is spliced from 10 exons. The record is from RefSeq and is a predicted model, not a curated record. Lineage: Eukaryota; Metazoa; Chordata; Actinopteri; Cyprinodontiformes; Poeciliidae.